This is a messenger RNA of Lotus japonicus, 1473 nucleotides long. RefSeq lists its product as uncharacterized. Gene Ontology annotation, molecular function: nucleic acid binding; RNA-DNA hybrid ribonuclease activity. NCBI's taxonomy places the organism in Eukaryota, Viridiplantae, Streptophyta, Magnoliopsida, Fabales, Fabaceae. The transcript has 2 exons. The coding region runs from base 1 to 1473 and encodes 490 amino acids. The record is from RefSeq and is a predicted model, not a curated record.
AUGCCUUUUGGUUUGAAAAAUGCGGGAGCUACAUACCAACGCCUCAUGGAUAAAAAAUUUUCAAGCCAAGUUGGAAGGAAUAUGGAAGUAUAUGUGGAUGAUAUGAUUGUUAAGUCCGCCAAGUCCAGUGACCACGACGAUGAUCUUAGGGAAGCAUUUGCUCAACUAAGAAAAUAUCGAAUGAAAUUAAAUCCCGAGAAAUGUUCAUUUGGGAUUCAAGGGGGAAAGUUUUUGGGAUUCAUGAUAACAUCAAGGGGGAUAGAGGUGAAUCCAGAUAAAGGCAAGGCGAUCUUGGAAAUGAAAAGCCCAACAAAUGUCAAGGAAGUACAACGAUUAACAGGACGCAUGGCGGCUUUAGCGCGUUUCUUGCCAAUGGCGGGCGAUAAAGCAGCUCCGUUCUUCACUUGUUUGAAAAAGAACUCGAAGUUUCAAUGGACCGAGGCAUGUGAACAAGCUUUUACUAAAUUGAAAGAAUCAUUAGCAACGUUACCGGUACUAUCCAAGCCCACACCCGGCGUUCCUUUGACGCUCUACUUGGCGGUCACGGAUAGGGCGGUCAGUACGGUGUUGCUUCAGGAAGAAGGGAAAAGGCAGAAGGUACUCCAGAAACCCGAUUUGUCAGGGCGAUUGGUCAGCUGGUCAGUCGAGUUGUCUGAAUAUGAUAUACAAUAUGAGCCAAGGGGCCAAGUUACAAUCCAAAGCUUGAUUGACUUUGUGGCGAAAUUAACACCCACAGAAGGCGAGAAAACUAAGGGAGAGUGGGUCCUGUCCGUUGAUGGAUCCUCCAACGACACGGGAAGUGGGGCAGGAAUAACUAUUGAAAGCCCGGAUAAGAUGGUCAUCGAGCAAUCUUUGAAAUUCGAGUUUAAGGCGAGCAACAACCAAUCAGAAUACGAGGCACUAAUCACCGGAUUGAGGCUUGCCAUUGAAUUAGGCGUCCAGAAAUUAUUCAUUAAAGGCGACUCACAGCUGGUUGUUAAACAGGUAAAAGGCGAAUAUCAAGUGAAGGACCCACAACUUUCUAAAUACCUGGAAGUGGUACAUAGAUUAAUGAUGGAGAUAGAGAAGAUCAGGAUAGAACAUGUUCCAAGAAGUCAAAAUGAAAGGGCUGACGUACUAGCAAAAUUGGCCAGUACGGGGCGAUUGGGCAACUAUCAAACAGUCAUCCAGGAAACCCUUCCUCGCCCCAGUAUUGACUUGGUGGAAGUUAAGUUAAAAGCAGUGAAGUCAGUGAUUGAAGGCGAGCCUUCAUGGAUGGAGCCAAUCAAGACUUUCCUCAAAAGUCCUCCGAAGGAUAAUGAUCUGAACACAAAAGAAAAGCGUAGGGAGGCUAGUUUUUACACGCUGAUAGACGGUGAGCUAUAUCGGCGGGGAAUUAUGUCUCCUAUGCUCAAAUGUGUUGACACAAGAGAUGCACUGGGAAUCAUGGCGGAAGUUCACGAAGGAGUAUGCUCUAGUCAUAUAGGUGGGUGA